This is a messenger RNA of Cotesia glomerata, 2005 nucleotides long. Its product is annotated as death-associated inhibitor of apoptosis 1-like. The transcript has 3 exons. Bases 479 to 1651 code for a protein of 390 amino acids. The record is from RefSeq and is a predicted model, not a curated record. Lineage: Eukaryota; Metazoa; Arthropoda; Insecta; Hymenoptera; Braconidae.
UUUUUUGUAUAAGUGCCAGCUGUUCCGUGUGUCGUUAAACGUGAAACAAGGUUGACUGUAAAUUGGAUUAUUCUAAAUUUUUUUUAUAACUUGUAUUUAUUGUUAAUAAUAUAAUUAUUAAUUUUAUGUUUUUGUACGUGUUAAUGUUUAUAUGGUCAGCUGUUUUUUUAUCAUAAGCACGAUCUAAGAUCUAAGAGGGAUUCGACGCGCAAAUGAGAAAACAAGACGCAGUUACGCCCGCGUGGAUUUGAAUUGCCUUGAACAACAAUCUAAAUUUUAUUCAGUUGAUUGAUUGAUGUCAAACUAAGAAAUGACGCGCAUUACACCUGUUUUUGUCGAAAUAUUUUGUAUACGUUUUAUCGCUAAUAUUUCUGUAUAUAUUUGACAUUUAUGAAAAUUGAAAUUCAAAGUGUCUGAUUUAGUUAUUGGAACAAGGAAUCAAUUAUUGGCAUCUGCAUCAUUUUUGUCUUCAUAAAAAAUGACGGACUUUUUUAGAAAUGAUCUUGGUGAGAACUUGCACGAUUCAAAGUCAACGGCAAAUCUGCGACUUCCGUCAAUUCAGCCGGCGUCGCAGUUACCCAACAAUAAUAAUAAUAAUAAUAACAUCUCGUCCGAUGAAGUGGAUAAUCCCGAGUUUCCACGGGCAGAUUACCGCCUGGAAUCUGUGAGACUGCAGAGCUACACCGACUGGCCUCUGAGCUUCAUGGACCCUGCGAAAUUGGCAGCCGCUGGAUUUUACCACACGGGCUACAAUUACCAUGUCAAAUGCUUCGAAUGUGGAAUUGAAAUACGCGAGUGGGUAGAGGGCGACGACCCGAUGUCGGAUCAUCAACGUUGGCAGUCUAAUUGCCGUUUUGUAAGAAAAUUACCCUGUGGUAAUGUGCCGAUUGGUGUUGAUCCAAGUACCGUUCCUUCAUUCAGUUCUAGAGAUCGUGACGUAUGUGGUAUUUAUCUAGAUGAAAUCCGGCCUGGUGCAUCACCAGACUUUCCUUCUGGCCAGACCGAACUCCAAUUUCCUAGUACUGCUAAGUUGGGAGGUCAAAACCUCGCCCAGCCCAAAAAACCGUCACAUCCGGAAUUUGUGAGUUACGACGCCAGAUUAAAAAGUUUUGAGUUAUGGCCCAAAUUUAUGCCACAAACCAAGGAACAACUUGCUGACGCUGGCUUCUACUACACUGGGACUGGUGACCAAACUAUCUGCUUUCACUGUGGCGGUGGGUUGAAUGACUGGGAGCCCAAGGACGAUCCGUGGGUUCAGCACGCCAAGUGGUUCAAAAAGUGCUACUACGUUCGGAUGGUCAAGGGCCAAGACUUCAUUGAAAGCGUCAUUGGUCAGCCUGUUGCACCACCUUCUCAUGAGGAGAUGAUGCAGAUGAAUUUGCCCAGCUACAUUGAAAAAUUAAAGCUAACAGCGAGUAUUAAGAAACCAGAAGAAGAACCUGAGGAGAAGAAACCAGAGGCAGAAGUUGAGCCGAUCAACAAGAGUGCGAAUGACGAUCUUAUGUGCAAGAUUUGCUAUAACUAUGAAUUGGGGGUGGUGUUCCUGCCUUGCGGACACAUGGUAGCUUGCACUAGGUGCACGCCGAGUAUGAAUUCUUGCCCGGUGUGUAAAGAGCCCGUCAGUAUGACAGUACGCACUAUAAUAUCUUAGUACUUUUACAUUAGCACUAUUCAUUAUAUCCUAAAAUUAUUAUCUGUAAAAAUUAUUAUUACAUUAUUAAUGUAAAAAUUUUAAAAUUGAAAAUUAAGAUAUUUAAAUUUGAUACUAAUUGAAAUAAUUAAAAAAAAAUUAAAUUUAAUCGAAUGAAAUUACCAAGUGACUCAUGACGUCUUGUAUGCGGGUAAAAUUCUAUGCCAAUUUGAAGUAUAAUCUUUUAAUGUGAAGAAAUGAUUAAUAAUAAUAAUAUGCAUGACAAUAAUACUUGCAGUAUUCAAUUGUUCUAAUGCAUUGUUUCAAUUCUUUUAAACUACUACUUAAAAAUUAAAAUCGAAGAGUAAUUUUUAU